AUGUGCUGGGGAGCGGCGGCGGCGGAGGAGGGUGGAGGUGGAGGUGGAAGUGGGAGUGGGAGGGGAAGUGGUAGCAGUGGUGGUUUCAACACACAGAGCAACUCUGCCUCGGUGGAGACGCUAGGCAGGCGAACGCCCUCGACAGCGGCCCAUGGCCCGCUUACAGCUGGCCGUUCACCACCACCUGGCACAUCAGACGAAUGGCCGUCGGCGGUGGGGGGCUGGGCUCCAGGGAUCAACUGCAGCUUUAAGCGCCCGCCGACAGGCUGCGCCCUCUUCCUGAGUGCCAGUGCCAGGAAACACGACGCUGGAUCCCAUACAGUCGAUCCGGCUCACCGGCCUGGCGGGCGAACGCCUGCGGCUUGUUGCAGUUCUGGGCUUGUGGGACAAGUCGGCUUACUCUUCCAUCGUGUAGCAAUCCUUUCCGUCGCCAUCAUCAUCGCCAUCAUCAUGAUUACCCCCACCACCACUACCACCACCACCAUCAGCAUCCCCAUAUCGGCGAACGUUGCUGCAGACAGCUAG
Messenger RNA from Bipolaris oryzae ATCC 44560, 525 nucleotides. RefSeq lists its product as uncharacterized. Bases 1 to 525 code for a protein of 174 amino acids. The transcript has 2 exons. NCBI's taxonomy places the organism in Eukaryota, Fungi, Ascomycota, Dothideomycetes, Pleosporales, Pleosporaceae. The record is from RefSeq and is a predicted model, not a curated record.